CUUAAUAUUUAAUAUAUUUACAAAAAUACCCCUAACCCUAAUUUACCCUAACUCUCUGAUCUCUCUCUCACGAAUCGAAGCCUGCCUUGCGCCAUUGCCUCCUGCCUCCUCUUGGAGUCUUCAGAACAGAUCUCUCACUCUCGGUCUCUCUCCGUCUCUGCUGUUGCCUCGCGGCUCUGUCUCCGCCGUUCGUCUCUGUCUCCGUCGUUCGCCUCUGUCUCCGCCGUCGUUCGCCUGUCUCCGCCGCCGUUCGCCUGUCUCUCUCGCUCUCGGUCUCUCUCCGUCUUUCACUUCUCCGUCGGUCGGCUCGGCUCUGCUCCAUUGUUUCUCUGUCGUCGUUCAGCUGUCUCCGCCGUCAUUCGGCUCUUCUCCUCCGUCGUUUGCUUAGCUCUCUUGCUCUCGGUCUCUCUCCGUCUUUCGCUUCUCUGUCGAUCUGCUCUUGCUCUGCUCCGUCGUUCAUCUGUCUCCGCCGUCGUUCGACUGUCUCGCCUCUUGGUCUAUCUCCGUCUUUCGCUUCUCCGGCGUUCGGCUCUGCUCAGUCUCCGGUUCCUCUCCCGCAUCUCAGCAUCAAAGUGACAUAAAUAGUUCGGAUUUGGCAGAUUUUUUUUAAUAAAUUUUACACGAGUUCGGAUUCGAACUCUCUCGGAUACCCGAAUCUUGGGUACCCGAGCUUCGCGAGAUAGAGAUUGAGACAUUUUAAUUAAAAAUCCGACGAGAUCGAGAUCGAGAUAAAGACACCCAAAAAAGUCCGGGUACCCGCCCGUGUCCACCCCUAGUCCGAACGAACCCGUUCUGCAUCGCUAAUUGCAUGAAAAUACAAUCCCCUAUGGCACAACGACGCCGUUUCGGCUUCUUUCGAUUAACCUAACCGGUCUUCGAGAAUCAAAACGAGUGCGACAAAACAUCGAGACCAGAUUGUUUUCGCCGGGAACUGAGUACGAUGGAGAUCGACAUCGGAAUUGGAGGAGAAGACACUGGGUUCCGAGAUUACAAUGCCGACAUCAAGAGGGAGAAGCUGAGAUCUGUUCUCGCCGAUCUUCUCUCCGACCCGAUUCUCGCCGACGUUCCGAGGAACCCCACUUUGUCGGAAGUCGUUACACUUGUUAGCUUAGAAAAGGGAAGCGCCAUGCGUCUCUCCGUCGUCAAGCUUGACGGCUCCUCCUUCGAUGUGGCCGUGAUGAAUUCAGCUACUGUGAAGGACUUGAAGCUUCUGAUCAAGAAGAGAAUUAGUGAAACGGAGCAAGCUCACUUGGGUCAUCGUCAUAUUUCUUGGAAGAAUGUUUGGUCAAAUUUUUGCCUCUCAUACAAUAACGAGAAGUUGCUAGACGACAAUGCCGUUCUUCAGGAUGUGGGCAUUCGGAAUAACUCUCAGGUGAAUUUCACACCAUAUGUAACGAAGAAGGGUCGAGGGAGACAUUCCAAGAGGAAGAAACACCGUCUCUUUCGUGGUCUCAUCGACAAAACCUCUUAAAACCUUAUGCUGGUAUGUAUGUACUAUGUAUGUACUUAUGUAUGUAUCUUCUUCGUCCGAGUUCUCUCUCCAAUCCACUUGCAGAAGGAACCUUCUGUUUUCUUGCAAUGGAAACCAAAGUCAGUCUCUCUCUCAACUCCGUGGAUGUUUUGUUUACUUUGAUUAUUCUGUGGCCGGUUAAUGGUGAAUUUGGUUUAUAGAUUCGGAAUCAUUUCUGGUUAACCGGAUUGUACCGACCGGUAUACCGGUACACAGUUGAGUAAGCUAGAGCGUCUGUAUUCAUCCUUUA
Molecule: messenger RNA, 1760 nt
Organism: Tarenaya hassleriana
Lineage: Eukaryota; Viridiplantae; Streptophyta; Magnoliopsida; Brassicales; Cleomaceae
Product: U11/U12 small nuclear ribonucleoprotein 25 kDa protein
Exons: 5
Coding region: 941-1471 (176 amino acids)
Biological process (GO): mRNA splicing, via spliceosome
Cellular component (GO): U12-type spliceosomal complex
Molecular function (GO): protein binding
Source: RefSeq, a predicted model, not a curated record